This is a messenger RNA of Clarias gariepinus (North African catfish), 4585 nucleotides long. It is a transcript of the gene opa1, whose product is annotated as OPA1 mitochondrial dynamin like GTPase. Gene Ontology annotation, molecular function: microtubule binding; GTPase activity; GTP binding. The transcript has 30 exons. The coding region runs from base 192 to 3269 and encodes 1025 amino acids. The record is from RefSeq and is a predicted model, not a curated record. Gene Ontology annotation, cellular component: cytoplasm; mitochondrial membrane; microtubule. NCBI's taxonomy places the organism in Eukaryota, Metazoa, Chordata, Actinopteri, Siluriformes, Clariidae. Gene Ontology annotation, biological process: mitochondrial fusion.
CUGAUGACCCCUGUCGGUUUUGACACUGCUGGUUACAGCGCUGCCUGUAAUGCCCUUGUUAGAGAGAAAGUGAGCUGUUUACCAGGUUAAAGCAAGCGAGAGGAAACGAAACAUGGAAUAACCACUGAUUGGACACAUCAUCCUUGACCUUAUGCAUGAAUAAACACCUUUAAUUCAAUCCUGUAGAGAGAAUGUUACGGGCCGGACCUGCUGCUGCCUGCAUGGCGUGCAGGAAUGUCCUCCCUUCCAGAUUGGCCGGGAUUCGGUUCGGCGUCCCGCUGCAGAAGCUCCACCCCUUGUCACGUGCCAUCCACCACUGCUACUCUGCCAAAUCCACCCCUCAGCGACCCCCUCACCGCCAUUACACCUCCCUCUCCAGACUCCCUGUGCGGCCCCCGAGGUCUCGCGGGGGACAUGGCUAUCAGCAGCAGCGCUCCUUCUGGGUGGCUCGUCUGGCGGCUCGGCUCCUGAAGCUGCGCUACAUCGUGCUGGGGUCUGCCGUCGGAGGAGGCUACACCGCCAAGAAGACAUACGAUGAGUGGAAGGAGAUGCUUCCAGAUAUGAGCCAGUACACGUGGAUCGUGCCUGACUUCGUGUGGGAGAUUGGCGAAAAUAUUGACCUGGAGAAACUAGCGAGCGCUUUGCCUGAAAUGGAGGAGAUCGCUAAGCUGCUGCCGGACUUUGAGAAGAUUGGAGAAAACUUCACGUUUCUCAAGGGCCUGCUGUCCAGCGGUGUGAAUAGUGCAGUCAUUGGAGCUUCUGGUCUGCGUCUGUUGUUAGAAACUUCAGGUGAGCCUAACCUGACCACACCCGACAUCCGGACCACGGGCGCUGGAGCCGAGAGUGGUGAGAAGUUUAAGAAGCAGGGGCUGCUCGGAGAACUCAUUUUCAUUCAGCAGCAGAUCCAGCAGCACGAAGAAGACGUUCGGAGGGCGGCAGCCGGUAGCGAGCCCCGCCCCGGUCGUGCUCAGGCUCCGCCCCCUAGCCAGGCCCCGAAAUUCUCCCAAAAGACUUCAGAUAAGGAGAAAGCCGACCAGCUGCAGGAGGAGCUCCUUCGCACACAGAUGAAGUACCAGCGCAUGUUGGAGCGUCUGGAGAAGGAGAAUAAAGAGCUGAGGAAAGUAGUGCUGCAGAAAGAUGACAAAGGCAUUCAUCAGAGGAAGGUCAAGAAGUCGUUGAUUGACAUGUACUCUGAGGUCCUGGACAUUCUUUCAGAUUACGAUUCCAACUACAACACUCAGGAUCACCUGCCGAGGGUGGUGGUUGUAGGUGACCAGAGCGCAGGAAAGACCAGCGUGUUGGAGAUGAUCGCUCAGGCUCGGAUCUUCCCUCGAGGCUCGGGAGAGAUGAUGACCCGGUCUCCCGUCAAGGUGACUCUGAGUGAAGGUCCACAUCACGUGGCCAUGUUCAAAGACAGCACCCGGGAGUUCGACUUGGGAAAAGAGGACGAUCUGGCAGCCCUGAGGCGUGAGAUCGAGCUGAGGAUGAGGAAAAGUGUGAAGGACGGCCAAACAGUCAGUCCAGAGACGAUCUCGUUAAGUGUUAAAGGCCCCGGGAUCCAGAGGAUGGUUCUAGUGGACUUACCAGGAGUGAUCAGUACUGUGACCUCCGGCAUGGCUGUAGACACUAAGGAGACCAUUUUCAGCAUCAGUAAAGCCUACAUGCAGAACCCAAACGCCAUCAUCCUGUGUAUUCAGGACGGAUCGGUCGAUGCCGAGCGCAGUAUAGUCACUGAUCUGGUCAGUCAGAUGGACCCUCAGGGCAGGAGGACUAUCUUUGUCCUGACCAAAGUGGACCUGGCUGAGAAGAACCUGGCGAGCCCGAGCCGAAUCCAGCAGAUCAUUGAAGGCAAGCUGUUUCCUAUGAAGGCUCUUGGUUAUUUCGCCGUCGUCACCGGAAAAGGCAGCAGCAGCGAAAGCAUCGACUCGAUUAAAGAUUACGAAGAGGACUUCUUCAGGAACUCCAGGUUGUUAAGGGAUGGGAUGCUGAAGGCCCACCAGGUGACCACGAAGAACCUGAGCCUGGCCGUGUCCGACUGCUUCUGGAAAAUGGUGCGAGAGUCAGUGGAGCAGCAAGCCGACGCCUUUAAAGCGUCUCGCUUUAACCUGGAGACCGAGUGGAAGAAUAAUUACCCCCGGUUACGAGAGCUGGACAGGAACGAGCUGUACGAAAAAGCCAAGAACGAGAUCCUGGACGAGGUGAUCAGCCUGAGCCAAGUCACUCCCAAACACUGGGAGUCCAUCCUGCAGAAGAAGCUGUGGGAGAGAGUCUCUACUCACGUCAUUGAGAACAUCUACCUUCCUGCUGCCCAGACCAUAGACUCAGGCACCUUCAACACCACCGUAGACAUCAAACUCAAGCAGUGGACCGACAAGCAGCUGCCGCACAAAGCGCUAGAGGUGGCGUGGGAGACGCUGCAGGAGGAGUUCGCUCGCUUCAUGGCCGAGUACAAAGGAAAAGAUCAGGACGACAUCUUCGACAAGCUGAAGGAAGCGGUGAAGGACGAGAGCAUCAAGAGGCACAAGUGGAACGAGCGAGCCCUGGACAGUUUGCGAGUGAUCCAGCACAACGCUCUGGAGGAUCGCUCCAUCACGGACAAGCCUCAGUGGGACGCCGCCAUCCAGUUCAUGGAGGAGACGCUGCAGUCUCGCCUAAAAGACACUGAGUCUGUGAUCGCUGACAUGGUGGGACCGGACUGGAAGCAGAGAUGGUUAAACUGGAAGAAUCGCACACCAGAGCAGCACGUCCGUAACGAAACCAAGAACGAGCUGGAGCGUCUACUGAAGCUGCACGAGGACCACACGGCGUACCUGGCCAACGACGAGGUCACCACCGUGCGCAAGAACCUGGAGGCACGCAAUGUGGAUGUGGACCCGGUGCUGAUUAAGGACACGUGGCACCAGCUCUACCGACGUCACUUCCUUCAGAAGGCCCUGUCCCACUGUAACCUCUGCAGACGAGGAUUUUACUACUACCAGAGACACUUUGUAGACUCAGAGCUGGAGUGUAACGACGUGGUCUUGUUCUGGAGGAUUCAGCGUAUGCUGGGCAUCACGGCCAACACUCUGCGACAGCAGCUCACCAACACAGAAGUGCGGCGCUUGGAGAAGAACGUGAAGGAGGUGCUGGAGGAUUUCGGCGAGGACGGCGAGAAGAAGCUGCAGCUGAUCACGGGGAGGAGAGUUCAGCUGGCCGAAGACCUCAAAAAAGUACGGGAAAUCCAGGAGAAACUUGAAGCCUUCAUAGAAGCUCUACACAAGGAGAAGUAGUGCAGCAGAAACUGCAGACGCCCUGCAUCACAGCCCUCAGAGACCGAUCCGAGACCACGCCUUCACCCUGACGCACCUUUCCUCCUGCUUUUAAACUCCCCCCAACACACACACACACACACACACAAGCAAAAAAAAAAAGUGUAAGGCCCAAUAAUAAUUCGGAUUGUGUCCAUAUACUCCCCUUCAUUCAGCUUUCCUGCAGAAUCUGAUCAACAGUGUCUAGACCAAUACUCAGACUGGUGAGACAGACAGACACGGAGACGUGCGGACAGACAAGCAGACGUAAAAUUAUACAUAAAGAGAUGAAUGUUUACACACACACAUGCAUAUUGACUUUAAACAUAUAUGCACUCACAGAGACACACUCAUAGAUGUACAAACACAAGUGUACACACACACACACACACACACACUCAUACACAUGCAAAGAUGCAUUCAUGAUAGAGAGCUGUACGCUAGAACAUGCACAGACGGGGACACAGACAGACAUGUACUUCAAAGUUAGACACACAGACAGAGAGACACAAACAUACAAAAGUACGGACAGUGAAAGCAUCGCACAUACACAUUAAUAUAUGCAUCGUUGUACACAUAGACAUACAGAAGUAUACACACAGUCAGAUAAAGACAGACAGACAUUGUGUCUCGUCUCCUCCCUCACUCUCACAGGAGCCGGAGUUGGUGAGAGUCGGCUUUAUCGCUCUCAGCGCUGUUAAUUACGAGCCUGGUUCUCCACCUCACACCCCAGGUAAUUUUUUUCACCCUCACGGUCUUCCGGCCAGCGUCCUCUUCUUAAAGAGCCGAGUGAUCAUUAUUGUGACCUCACACACACAUACACACCUACACACUGGAGGUGACCCAUCACCAAGCUCUAAUGCUGAGUCUGAGGUUACUGUCGUUCACACGUAUUUAAAAACCCAUAAACACAAGCACUUAUUAACAACAGCUUUAUGCUUUGUGUAAAAUCUCAUACCAGAGAAAUUCGCCCCGCAUUAUCCCAGGAUAUUUGUUUGCACAUUUUUACCGUUUCUCUCGCUAGGGUUCGUCCUGCCCUCAUGGAGGAAUGCUCUUAAUUCCACACACUUCAUGUGUAUAAACAGGUAAAUAUACAUCAUGGACAUGUAGACGUAUGAAUAUGACAUGACGGAUCUGUGAUCACAACGCGGGGCUCGUCUCAGCACAAACGAAAAUAUAUACAGAAACCUCCCCCCCCCUCCCCGUUUUGUUGUCUGUUGUAAUGUUUGCAUGUCACAUGACGUCGGUUUAUUUAUUAAUUUGCUGUUGAAGGUGAAAUAAAAAGAAUAUUAAUUCAA